Molecule: messenger RNA, 15735 nt
Organism: Loxodonta africana (African savanna elephant)
Lineage: Eukaryota; Metazoa; Chordata; Mammalia; Proboscidea; Elephantidae
Gene: CBFB
Product: core-binding factor subunit beta
Exons: 6
Coding region: 212-760 (182 amino acids)
Biological process (GO): regulation of transcription by RNA polymerase II
Cellular component (GO): nucleus; core-binding factor complex
Molecular function (GO): transcription coactivator activity; sequence-specific DNA binding
Source: RefSeq, a predicted model, not a curated record
AGCAGUGGCGACGUGGGCUGGGCUCGAGCGGGCUGCGGCGCCUCAGACUCCCUGGAGCGGGAGCCCACGCGGGCGGGCGGGCGCCUGAAACAAAGGGAAACGGGAGUCGGGGCGCCGCUGGUGGGCGGUCAGUCGGUCAGCGCCGAGCCGGCCAGCUGGUGUCCGCGCAAGCCCUGAGCCUGGCCGGCCGGCACGGUUUCGGGGCGGAAAGAUGCCGCGCGUCGUGCCCGACCAGAGAAGCAAGUUCGAGAACGAGGAGUUCUUCAGGAAGCUGAGCCGCGAGUGUGAGAUUAAGUACACGGGCUUCAGGGACCGGCCCCACGAGGAGCGCCAGGCGCGCUUCCAGAAUGCCUGUCGCGACGGCCGCUCGGAAAUCGCUUUUGUGGCCACAGGAACCAAUCUGUCUCUCCAGUUUUUUCCGGCCAGCUGGCAGGGAGAACAACGACAAACACCUAGCCGGGAGUAUGUCGACUUAGAAAGAGAAGCAGGCAAGGUAUAUUUGAAGGCUCCCAUGAUUCUGAAUGGAGUCUGUGUUAUCUGGAAAGGCUGGAUUGAUCUACAAAGACUGGAUGGUAUGGGCUGCCUGGAGUUUGAUGAGGAGCGAGCCCAGCAGGAGGAUGCAUUAGCACAACAGGCCUUUGAAGAGGCUCGAAGAAGGACACGUGAAUUCGAAGAUAGAGACAGGUCUCAUCGGGAGGAAAUGGAGGUGAGAGUUUCACAGCUGCUGGCAGUAACUGGCAAGAAGACAACAAGACCCUAGUCCUGGUUCUAAUUUAGGUGGUGGUGAUGACCUCAAACUUGGUUAAUUAGUAGCACAGCAGAUGUGCAGUUCAUCUUUACAUACAUUGCUUCUAGUUGGUAGAAAUAAUCGAUUACAAGACCAGAAACUGUGAUAACUGGAGGUACUGCAGUCUUUUUCUCAACCUUAGGCAGUAACAGACAUCACAAACUGCCAUGGUUUUGCACUAUGAUUAUAAUACCUGCAUUUCUGAUUCUUCAAGCAUGUAGCCAGUAAUACUUUGGAAUUUUUUUCUAUGCAAGCUUAUCUUGUUGGCAUUAUUUUAGUGAGUUGAAACUAGCCACUUGUAAAGCCCUUUUUCUCUUCAUUGUAAUUUAAAAGUUCAUGUCAUUUAAAAACAGGUCAAGAAGUUAAAAUUUAUAUCAAAGGGUUUUUUUUUUUCCCUUAGUUGCUUUAAUUUUUUUGUACUUUUAGAUGUGUUCGUUAUACAGCUUUAUUUUAGAUAAGCAUUCUUGAGUUUUUUGUUUUGUUUCCCCCAUAUUCUUUUAUGUUUUUAUAGUCUAUUGCAUUUUAAAACUGCUGAUGUUUUGCAUUAUUUACAAGCUAAAAACCUAGUAGCAUAGAGCUGUCUGCCACAGCCUUUAACACAAAGUUUACAGUUGUUAAAAGUUGCAGUAUCCUUGUAAAAUACUAGUAAUCAGCACCCUUUGUUUACUUUUUAAACAAAAUUUUUAAAUCGGUAUUAACUCUGUAAUCAGCGCCAGAUCUGUUUUAGAUUGUUCUAUAGUCAUGAGUUUGGGUGGAGAUAUUCUCCAUAGAUGAUAAUAUUCUACUGAAAUGCCUAAAGAAGUCACAGGCUGGCUUCUGUUUUAUUCAGGGAUUUUUUUUAAAAGUCAAUCAGAAAAGGGAUACUGGAGCUUCUUUAUGUAUGUAACAGCAUGUUAAACUGGAGACAGUGAUGAAUCAGCUACAAAGGUAAUAUUGUAUUAAAAUCAUGUUUAAGAUAGCUGCUUUUAUGUGUAUUUUAUAUCGCAUGCUUUUGUAAAAACAAUGCUAGGUGAUGGAAAAUGAGUAGUGUUAGAGAGAAAAUGUUCAUCUGUGCAGAGGAUACAUUUUCUUCCAAUAAUUAUUCUGGAAAAAAACAUUCACCACUAUAUAUACGGUAUUUUCCAAAAGGACUAGUAAUAGAACCUUUUGAGAUGAAUUAGUGUAAGAAUAUUUUUUAAUAGGUUCAAUAUCAAAUUGAGUGCAGCUUUUUUUUAAUACAAGACUGGAAAAAAGUGCCAAGUCAUUUGGCACCUUCUUACAAAUAUUUUUCAUGGUCACAUUCAUUAAAUGUUGCUAAAUUUCUGAAUUUUUGCAAAAAUGUAUUUUAGCAUAAUAGAAUGGUAUUAUUUUAAAAGUUUGAGAAACUGACAUGGUCAGCGCAGGAAAAAAACUAAAGUCUGAAUGAGGUCAUUACAUUUAAAAACUGUAUCAAUUACUUGAUUGAUCAAGGAGGCGUGACUUUCAUUGUACAUAGGACUUAUGAUUCAUAAACAGAUAUCCUAUAUCUCAGAAUAAAAAUAACUGUUAUAUAUUUGAAGUCAUGCAUGGUAAGGAGUGUGUUUAAAUUGUUAUAAACAAUAAUACACCAUAAAAGGUCUUGCUGAUCUUCUGUGUCUAAGUCUUAUGAAUGAGUUUGGUUGGUAUUUGGUGUUGUGCAGUUCACAUGUUUACACACUCAGUGCCCCAAUUUCCCCUGAGGAAAUUGCCUUUUAAGUGGUCCUUACAGUGGUGUCUUAAGGUUACUUUAUUACAGAGCUCUUUGGUUUCUGACUUCUGCACUUAAUUUUUUUUUUUUUUUAAUAACAUGAUGGUACAUUUUUCUCUAUUGCUUCUAUCGAAGGGCUUUCAGUUUAUCAGUAAAUAAGAUCAAAUGUUAUUAAAUGUUUAUUUUGCCAUCGUUCUGUAAAUACUGAAUUUUUCUUAUCAUUUAGCACUGCUGCUUCUGUCUGUCUUAAUGCUGGCAUUAAGAUCAUGAGCCCUUUUCCUCCAAUACUGCAGGCUUUAAGACCUACUUUUAUUAAGUUAUUGAUGCAAUUUGAUAUUUUUCAUAAUCUCUAUUUAAAUGAAAUUACAUCGUUGCAUCAUCUUUUCUAAAUUCAUUUCCAAUUAAACUUGCUUUAAGCUACCAGAUUGCUUUUGUCACCAUUAGUCAUACUGUAUGUUGUAUGUUUAAUUUACUUUCACAAUAAACUUCGGUGUAGUGAAAACAAGGGUCUUGCUCUUUAUUGACACAAGUCAGCAAUUUCUGUUCUAGUGUUAGUUAUGACAUAAUCGUUUUUGUUGUUUCUGAAUGGUUCUUUGACCCUGCUUUUUAACCCUUUAAAAAAAAAAAAAAACAACGACAGUGUCAUCUAGUGGUCAUUUCUGCUCAUUCCAAAGAAGGCCUUUACUUUAAUGUAAACGUUAUAAAAAAAAAAAAAAAUUUUUUUUUUUUUUUUUAUAAAGGGUACUAAUUUCCCAAAGUGCAUUAUGGUUUUCAAAAAUCUGGCUUGAUUUACCCACCCUAUGAGGUAUGACUAUAAAGUAGUGACCUUGUCAGGGAGGAAGAAUUCCAAAAAUUACAUAUCUAAAUUAGUACCAUCUUUCCAUUAUUUAUUUUAAGAAUAUACACUUUUGUUUGUGUGUGUGCUGGUGUUACUUCAAACAUUCUUAGGACUUUUGUUGAAAAUUAAGCUUUUUACUUAGAAGCAUGCUUUAAGCUUGGUCCAUAAUUGAACAAGUUUACUUGUUACUCACCACCAAACUUACUGUAAACAACAAAUAGCUUUAAAUGCUGAAUUGGCACCAUUAUGGAAAAUAAUAAAAGAAUGAGGUGCCUCCUUUGACAGUGCGACAGGGGAGCUUUUCAAGUCAUAAGCUCCAUUGUAUUAAUAUCCCAUUGUUGCACAACAACUUCAAAACUUAGCAGCUUAAUACAAUUUAUUAUCUCACAAUUCCUGUUGGUCAGGAAUCCGGAAGUAGCUAAGCUCAGUGGCGCUGUGGUUCAGGGUCCCUGAUGAAGUUAGAGUCAAGUCGUAACCCAGGGAUAGGUAGUCUCAAGGCUUGACUGAGUCUAAAGGAUCUCUUUCCAGACUCACUCAUGUGGUCGUUGGCUGGCCUCUGUUGCUUGAAGACUGUUGGACUAAAGGCCUCGGUCCCGCUUGCUGGCUAUUGACCAGAAACAUCCUUCAGUUCCUUGUCAUGUGGGUCUCUGAAGGGCAUCUCUCAGUGGCGGUAGAUGGCUUCCCCCAGAAUAAGUGACCCAAGAGAAAGAGUGCGUGCCUGAUAUGAACAACAAAGUCUUUACUAACCUAAUCUUAGAAGUGGCAUACAUGACUUCUGUCACACGUUAGAAGCCGGUCACUGGAUCUGGCCCACUGCAAAAAGGGUGUGACGGCAGCAUCAGACCUCCUCUAACUUCAGGGGGAGGAGAGAGAAUUACAAUCAGCAGCAGCCCAAGGCUGACGCCUGUGAGGUGGAGGUAUCCCUCCCAAGGCACCCUCUCCUGGGUUCAGUAAUUUGGUGUAGUGGCCACCCAGAACUCAGAGACUAUACUCACAGUUCUGGGGUUUAUUAGGGAAGUAAGAGGUUACAACUUGAGAUCAGGAUCAGGAAGCAUGUAGGCAAAGUCUCCCUUCUUCAGUGCAGGACAUCCCUCUCAGCUCCUCUCAGCCACGCAAGUCUCCUCUCAGCCCCCUCAGAACAGGCUGGCCUCAGCCCUUAGCCUCGCUUGGGCAUGGCCUCUGCCACGCUUGGGCAAGUGUUAAAAAACUCCUUAGCUUUGCCAAAAAGUGCCCAGAGGCACCCCGCUACCCGAAGGCACUCAGCUGCCUCCUCUUUGGCUCAGCAACCCUAGCUGCUGACAAGUGCCUGAAGGUACCCCACUCCAUUAGGAAACCUUCUGCCCAAAGGUGUUCGCUUCUCUUGCUGCAUGGGUUGGCAAGCCUAGCUCUGCUGACAAGUGCCCAAAGGCACUCAUUUCACCAGGAAGCCUCCUUCCAGAAGGUUCUCAGCUCUCUCACCCUGUGGGUCGGCAUACCCACUGUAGCCACAUUGCUCUAUGGGCCAAGAAGCCCACCGUGCUGUCUAGCUGGUCUCCUGGUUCUGUUGCCACAAUUUCUCUGCUUCUCACUGUCUUGCGCUAUCUCCCAUGUUACAGCACUCUCUGUCCCCUGGGAACCCUAAUGAGAGGACUGGUCAGUUUUGCCAUCCCGCUAGGCUUAAAAAGAGAGUCAAUCCCAGAGCAGAGGAGGGACCUCACUCCCUGGGUCUAGGAGGUUCUCAGCACGGGGACCGCAGGUCCAAAGGACGUGCUCCACUUCUGGCUCUUCUUCUUUGGUGGUAAAAACGGCCGUGUUAAGUAAUUCACUAUACUACACCCACACUCAAAGCGAGGAAUAUUAAAGUUCAUCUCUUGAAGGGAGGGAUGUCAGAAUUUAUGGACAUAAAUUUUAACGCACCACAGCCAUAUUACAAAGUCUGUAUAUAUUACUGAGUAUAUAGCGCUGUUUUGAUCCCCCAAACAUUUUUUACAGGUAAAAUUAAAUCAUUUUCAGGCAGCUUUCAAGACAUGAUUCCCCAUAGAUAGCAUCAGUUUCCUUUCUUGAAACACCACCAUGUAUAUGUAUCCAAAAAAAAAAAAAAAACCAGUGUUGGCUUAAAUAUAAAAUAUUCUGAAACAGUUAAAUCACUAUUAGUCAACUCUCAGUUUUUGGUUAGAACAAUUUAAGCAAGUUGCUUAAAGGUCAUUAUUGGCCUUAUUCAAGUUUCAAAAACAUUGGGAAAGCUCAUUUUGGUUAUAGUGAGUGAAUUGGAGGGAACAAGACUGGAAGCGGAGACUUGGUCCCACUGAUCAUGUGGUAAUCCAGUAGAGAGGAUUAAGAGUAGCCUAGUGGGCAUGUGUUUUAGUUACUUAGUGCUGCUGCUAUAACAGAAAUACCACAAUUGAGUGGCUUUAACAAACAUUUAUUCUACAGUGUAGGAGGCUAGAAGUCUGAAUUCAGGGUGCCAGCUCUAGGGGAAGGCUUUCUUUCUCUGUCAGCUCUUGGGGAAGGUCCUUCCCUCCUUUCAAUAUUGAUGGGCCUGACACUCCUUGGAAAUCUCCAUGCGUCUUGGCAUCAGUUGUCCCCUUGGUCUAGGAGCUUCUCAGUGCAGGGACCCCAAGUCCAAAGGACAUGCUCCAUUCUUGGGUCUUCUUGCUUGGUGGUAAUGAGGUCUCUCUCCUUUCUACUAUAGGGUCACUGUGAGUCAAGAUAGACUCAACGGCAACAGGUUUGGUUUUUUUUUUUUUUUUUCUUCUCUGCUAGCUUCUCUCUUACACCUCAAAAGAGAUUACUCAAUAUACAACCUAAUCCUGUAGAUUGAGUCCUGCCUCAUUAACAUCGUAGAGGUUAGGAUUUACAACACAUAGGAUAAUUACAUCAGAUCACAAAAUGGUGAACAACACACAAUACUGGGAAUCACGGUCUAGCCAAGUUGACACACAUUUUGGGGGGACACAAUUCAAUCCAUAACAGCAUGGAGGUAGUCCUGGUGGCACAAUGGUUAAGCACUAAACUGCUAACUAAAAGGUCGGCUCGACCUCACCAGCUGCUCAGUGGGAGAAAAGACCUGGCAAUUUGCUCCCAUAAAGAUUACAGCCUAGGAAACACUAGGGUCACUAUGAGUUGAAAUCAACUUGACGGCGAACAACAUUAACAGUGGGUGUGAAGGAAUUUCAGACCUGAGAAAAAAGAACAGGAUAGGCUAGUUUUAUUGCCUUAAAACACCAGAAAUUUCAGUGGCUUACAACAAAGAUGUAUUUCAUGUGCUACAUACCCAUCAUUGGGUGACCUAAGCUGACGACAGUUAAUGGAAUGUUGCCUGCCAUUUUGACAGAGCCAAGAAGAUAGUGUAUAAAAAGGGGCACUGACUAUUAAAACUGUCACCUAAAGCUGACACAGGUGACUUCUGUUCACAUUUCAUUAGACCAAGUAAGUCAUCGGCCCACAUCCAGUUUCACCUGGUCAGGGAACUGCAGGCCUACCUUUUGCCCAGUUGAGAGUCAUAGAAUUUGUGAAUAGCUCUAACGACUGCCACAGUUUACCCUUUCCAUUAAAUGAUUCACUCUCCUUCCUUCAGGAACAUAUACUUAGGGGAGACAACCUACAAGUGCCAGCCAGUCAGGCACUGAGCUGACAUUCUAGGAUUUGUGGUUAUCAGUCCCUUAUACUGCCAGUAUACAUACAAUGGUGGACCAGAGACAGGGAAACUACAGAAACACUUCCAUUCAGAAAGGGGAAGAAUGCAAUCACUGGUCUAACAGUUACGUGAUGCCAUUGGGGAGGCCAUCUGAGGGCCCUCCACCCUGAGAUGGGAGUGUUCUUUUAAGGCCUCACAGUCCACUGUUUUCCAUGACCCUUAGCUCCAUCCUUUUCAUUCCUGCUUCCAAAAUGGCUGGCUUGCUUUUCUUUUUGUUUUUUUUUUUUUGCUUUUGUUAGAAGUACCUUGACAAACACAGCCAAUAGUAACUUGGCACAUUUCCUGCCUUCCAAGUUAUUACAUGUGACGGUUUUACCAGAAGGAUAGACAUCCUUCUAGCCUUCGGUGUCAGUUUCUCCGGUCACUUCCCUGUCAGUGAUACCACCAUUCAUCUAGCUACCCAAGCUGGAAACCUAAGCGUCUUUAUUCUUGACUUCAUACUCCCUCAUCUCCCACAUCCAGUCUGUAUAUCCUGCCAAUAAGUUCUAUCAAGUCUCUGUCACUGUUAGAUUUUUUUCAAAAUGACAGUAACACAAAGCAUUUACCUAUAAACCAGACAUUCAGCGGAAUCCUAACACACCUUCGAAGUAUCAUGAUCAUUCCCAUUUUACAAAUAAAACUAAGGCAUGGAGAAGUUAAGCUACUUGUUGAAGGCACAAAGCUGUUAAGUGGCAAAACUGAAAUUCACAUUCUCAGUCCAUGCUAUUAGGCAGUAUGCUCUAACCUGAGGCUGUCCCUGCAUUUCUCCCUUGGACUGCUUUGAUAAAUACCUGUCCCCCCUAUAUACACUCUUAGUAAUCCACCAGCAGCCACUGAAUAUUUCUGGACAUUUCCACCCUCAGUUUGGGUGAAUGGCAGGUUGCUGACAUUCUCCUGAGUUGAUCUACUCCGCUGAGAUACCUCCUACAGGGCUUUGGCCUUCUCCUACGUUGGACACCCCCCCUUCCUCCUUUACUGUUCCCAGUACCGCCAUCUCAAAGCUGUCACUCCUGACCCUGACAAAAACCUGUGCGGAUCAUCUUUAAACCAAAGAUUUGGGUAUAGCAAAAAUAAAGAUAAUCCUUUGUCUUUUGACAUAUUUUGUGUAUCUUUACAGAAAUGUUUUCUCUUGGGUGUGUUUUUACAGAAAGGGUGUCAUACCAUAUACACAGUCUGCACCUGGCAUUUUUCUCUUAAUGUACCUUGGAGCUCCUUCCACACCAAUAUAUAGGACAUACUUCAUUUUAAAAAUGUAUCCUAUUAUCAAAGGAGAAUGAAGAACACCAAGGACACAAGGCAAUUACGAGCCCAAGAGACACAAAGGGCCACAUGAACCAGUGACUACAUCAUCCUGAGAGCAGAAGAACUAGAUGGUGCCCGGUUACAACCGAUGACUGCCCUGACAGGGAACACAACAGAGAACCCCUGAGGGAGCAGGAGAGCAGUGGGAUGCAGACCCCAAAUUCUCAUAAGACCAGACUUAAUGGUCUCACUGAGACUAGAAGGACCCCCGUGGUCAUGGGCCCCAGGCCUUCUUUUGGCCCAGGACAGGAACCGUUCCCCAAGCCAACUCUUCAGACAUGGUUUGGACUGGACAAUGGGUUGGAGAAGGAUGCUGGUGAGGGGUGAGCUUCUUGGAUCAGGUGGACACUUGAGACUAUGUUGGCAUCUCCUGCCUGGAGGGGAGAUAAGAAGGUGGAAGGGAUUAGAAGCUGACAAAAUGGACACGAAAACAGAGUGGAGGGAGAGAGCGUGCUAUCUCAUUAAAAAAAAAAAAAGGGAGCAUAAUUGGGAGUGUGUAGCAAGGUGUAUAUGGGUUUUUGUGUGAGAGACUGACCUGAUUGUAAACUUUCACUUAAAGCGCAAUAAAAAUUAUUUUUAAAAAAAUGUAUCCUGUUAUACAUACCAGAGUUUAGUUAGCUACUUCCCUACAGAUAGACAUCUCAGUGACCCAGUUCUGUUGUCUUGGCAUAUGAUGCUGCAGUGGACAUCCUUCUCCAUGUUUGUUGUAAUACCAGUAGCAGUGAUUGCAGUUUGAUAGAUUCCUACCAAGCCAAUUUGAGAAUUAAGCAUGUCACUCCGUCCCUGAUAAAAAAUCUUCCUCUAGGGGGCAAUGUAUGGAAAGAACUUGGGUUCUGUGCGUAGGACCAAGGGAACCUUAGGCAACGUUUUUAACCUCUCUGGGCCUAUAAAGUGGGUUAUAAUCUCACUCAGGAUUGUUAGUGAGAAUUCGAAGAAACUACUAUGAAGGCCUGGCACCAGAGAAAGCUUCGCCUGCCUUUUAUUUUCAGGGCGCCCCAGGGCUCGGGCCAAUAACUCAGGCUGAACAGGCUAGAGGAGUCCUUCCUCCCACUUACAGAUGAAAAAUUGAGCGCAAAGAGCCCCAGGAGUUUGGCCAACACCAUACAACGUUGGGCGGCAAAGCUGUUUUGGCUGCUGCGGGAGACCUCCUUCGGAUCUUGGCCCGAGGGGGAUGUGUACAUUUGGAUGGUGUCAGACUGGAGGUCUGGCCAGAGCCACUUCUAUUCACACACACACACACAGACACACGCACACACAUACACACACACUGCACUCGUGCGCUCGAGCACAUUCAUCACUAGUGUUCAGCUCGAUCUGCCUUCCACUGGCGUGGGGAGUCAUUCCUCAACAACCAGAAGCAGCGGUAGCCGGCUUCAGUCCCGACCCCAAGUGGAACUCUGCGUGCUUCCUCCCGGCUGGGCCUCAAACGAUGCGCCCUCGGGACUCGCCUUUUGGGCCCAGUGAGUGCAGGUGGGACGCUCGAAUAGACUGCAAAUCGGUGUUACGUGGCCGUGUGGUAUAUGUUGCGUGGUCUACACAUCGUUGUGUAGACGUGUGGAACGUGUGCGCUGUGGUGUACAGAUGUGGGACACAUGGAGUGUAGUACUCCUCGCUCCUACAGCGCCCGCCCCUCCCGAGGCUGCAACGCUGCCUCUCUCAGCCUUUCGCUGCGACGGUCACUGCGGCCUGAUCCGGAGCUUGCGCGUGCGCGACUCCGCCUUAGGGCUCCUCCCCCAAAAUAGAAAUCCCGCCUUAGCCCCGCCCCGUCACGCUUUACGGCCCGGUACGCCACUUUUGCCGCAGUUGCUGCUGCCGCAGCUACUGCUCCUGUUGCCGCGGCUGCUGCCGGUGAGGUGAAGUGAGGUGAGCUGCGUUGUUGGGUUGGUGCCCCCGCCGCCGCCUGGAGAGGAGAACAGGGCCACCGUGGGCUGGCGCGGGGGACGGGUUAGUCGCUGCUUUGUCUUCUCAGCUCCUGUUAGUCUACGUUGCCGCAGGGAGGCCGCCCCGGCCCGGCUAGCCGAGCCAAUGCUGGAUCUGGAGGUGGUACCUGAACGUUCUCUCGGGAACGAGCAAUGGGAAUUCACGCUGGGUGAGUUUGGGGUCUUCCCAUAGGACCCCGUUCCCUGAGCCUUACCUCUCUCCGGGCCCUUGCCUGGGCCGGCCCUUCCUGCCUCUCGUGUCUGCCUGGUACGCCCCUGCGCCUUGCAGCUUCUGUCCGCUUGGCUCUUUGGGCUCUAGGCGCCGGGUGCCGCUUCCAACAGGCCCGACUCGCCAUUCAGUCGCCCCAGCCCGGGCCCUGACGCCUUCGCCUCGGGCCUCAUCAGAGCUUCUUCUGGGGCGAUGGAACAGUAGUAAGAAUAAUAGUGCUGACACGCCCCAAACGCUCGGUGCUUGGCCUUGUUUCCUAGAGCCUAAUUAUCUCAAGUAACCCUCGAGGGUCGGCACGAUUGUCAUUUUUAUUCCAGCCUACAGAUUAAAUAAAAGUGAGAACUGGCCGACACCACAGUGGGCUGUCUCCUGCUUUUCCGGCCUUAGGUUGUCUUUUUGGAAGGGGAAACCUAGUCUCCGAGCCUGUAAUCAGCCGGUGUGGAUCUGUCAAGGGAGUGGAGGACUUUGCCCCCUCCUCUUUUGAAGUAUGGUCAGUGUGUGAUAUGGUGUAAUCCUUAACCCGUACUUUAGCCGUGAGAGUUAAAGGUUGAAUGAAAUAAGAAUUCGUGGGAGGAAACAUAUUUAGUUUGUACAAAAUGCAGUUUCGUCUUUUUUUUUUUUUUUGGUUUGUUGACCCAGCUUUCCUCCUUCACCCCUCCCCAUCCCAUCCUCAACGUCACUACUAGUGUGUACAAGGAUGUUAGCACUCAGUAACUCCAGUGUGUGUUUACUUUGGUGUUCUAGCACUAGGAAAAGGGGAUGGGGAGCAGUGUUGGUGCUACUUGUUUGUUCAGGCCUGAACUUCUGUUACACCAGUGUGGGCUGUGGGACAGUCAGCUGCACUAUAGCGCAAUAUAGCUUAUAUUCUAAUUUAGAAGAUUCCUGUUUAUGGAGGCAGUGCGGAUUGCUAGUAGAGCCUUGCUGGUGCUCAGUGACUCCAUGAAUUAAACUAUAUGCCUCGUGCGGGUUGUAAGAGGUAGUUUUAUUCAGGGUAUCUUAGCCAACUUCUCACAUAAUUUAAACCACUCCUGUAGGGUUUUUCCCAAAAUUUUAACCAGUAUGAGAGGUUCCAGCCUCUAGUGAAGCACCUAGAGCUUGAGUUGAGAGGCUGGUGAUAUCUUUGCCUCCAGGCCCAUUAAUCACAUUGGUGCUGUUUGGCUUCUAGGUAACUUCUUUCCUCCCCGUCCCUUGACAGUUCUGCCUAUGUCUGGACCUCACAGGGCAGGGUGAGAACCACAACCAUAGCUUCAAACUUUGCUUGGUGGUGUGACUAGGUUGUGGAUCUCGUGGUACAAACAUUCAGAGUUCCUUGGCUAAAAAUAGUGACUAUGAUACAGUUGAGACCAGGAUUUCCAGAAAACUAGGUGGGAAAGCAGUUUCUCUGCCAAAUGUUGUUUUGAGGCCUUAACUCUCACUCCUAACUCUGUCAGUUUCCAGGAAUCAAGGGUUUGGGAGUUCUAGCACCCCAAAUCAGUGGGAGGAGUAUUUCUGUAAAUUGGAUGCAGAAUUGAACUCUGAGGGAAAGUUCAUAUAGGGACCUGAGUCUUGAUGAUUCCCUUGUGGGUCUUAAAAUCUGCAUUUUUAAAGGGUGUCUGCCUGAAAGCUUGUGGUCAUUUAACUUGUCAUUUUCCAUCUCAAUCUCUCCUCACGGGCCAACACAUCCAAAUUGCUGUCAGGUGGUGAUAGGUCUAGGAAGUGAAUCUGUGCUUCAGAAUCAUGUUCUUUGGCUAGAGAACCAGGCAGUGCUCACCUCGGGUCACCACAGCUCUGUAAGGUAGAUACUACUAUCUAUUUGCUAGAUGAGGAACAGGCUCAGAGAGGUAAAGAUGACAUACAAAGAGAUGAGCAGAGUUCCUCCUUCCCAUUGCUCUUGGUGACUGUACACAUGGACCUCGCCAGACGGAUACACAGGAAUCAAAUUGACUACAUCUAUGGAAAGAGACGAUGGAAAAUCUCAAUAUCAUCAGUCAGAAUAAGGCCAGGGGCAGACUGCAGAUCAGACCAUCAGUUGCUCAUAUGCAAGUUUAAGUUGAAACUGAAGAAAAUUAGAACAAGGUGACGAGAGCCAAAGUACGACCUUGAAUGUAUCCCACCUGAAUUUAGAGACCAUCUCAAGAAUAGAUUUGACAUGUUGAACACUAAUGACUGAAGACCAGAAGAGUUGUAGAAUGACAUCAAGGACAUCGUACGUGAAGAAAGCAAAACAUCAUUAAAAAGACAGGGAAGAAAGAAAAGACCUAAAUGGAUGUCAGAAGAGACUCUGAAACUUCCUCUUGAAUGUCAGGUAGUUAAAGCAAAAGAAAAAAAUGAUGAAGUAAAAGAGCUGAACAGAUGAUUUCAAAGGGCGGCUCGAUAGACAAAGUAUUAUGAUGACAUGUGCAGAGACGUUUAGAUAUAAAACCAAAAGUGAAGAACACGCUCAGCAUUUUUCAGGCUGAAAGAACUGAAGAAAAAAUUCAAGCCUCAAGUUACAAUACUGAAGGAUUCUACAGGGAAAAUAUUAAACGACGCAGGAAGCAUCAAAAGAAGAUGGAAGGAAUACACAGAGUCAUUACAUCAAAAAGAAUUAGUUGAUGUUCAGCCAUUUCAAGAGGUGGCAUAUGAUCAGGAACCAAUGGUACUGAAUGAAGAAGUCCAAGCUGCUCUGAAGGCAUUGGUGAAAAACAAGGCUCCAGGAAUUGAUGGGAUAUCAAUUGAGAUGUUUCAACAAACAGAUGCAGCGCUGGAGGUGCUCACUCGUCUAUGCCAAGAAAUAUGGAAGACAGCUUCCUGGCCAGCUGAUUGGAAGAGAUCCAUAUUUAUGCCUAUUCCCAAGAAAGGUGAUCCAGCCGAAUGCAGAAAUUAUCGAACAAUAUCGUUAAUAUCACAUGCAAGCAAAAUUUUGCUGAAGAUUAUUCAAAAGUGGCUGCAGCAGUAUAUCGACAGGAAACUGCCAGAAAUUCAAGCUGCAUUUAGAAGAGGACGUGGAACCAGGGAUAUCAUUGCUGAUGUCAGAUGGAUCCCGGCUGAAAGCAGAGAAUACCAGAAAGAUGUCUACCUGUGUUUUAUUGACUGUGCUAAGGCAUUCGACUGCGUGGACCAUAAUACUAUAGAUUACAUUGCAGAGAAUGGGAAUUCCAGAACACUUAAUUGUGCUCAUGAGGAAUCUGUACAUGGAUCAGGAAGCAAUCAUUUGAAUAGAACAAGGGGAUACUGCAUGGUUUAAAGUCAGGAAAGGUGUGUGUCAGGGUUGUAUCCUUUCACCAUGCCUGUUCAAUCCAUAUGCCAAGCAAAUAAUCCAAGAAGCUGGAUUACAUGAAGAACGGGGCAUCAGGAUUGGAGGAAAACUCAUUAACAGCCUGUGUUAGGCAGAUGACACAAACUUGCUUGCUGAAAGUGAAGAGGACUUGAAGCACUUACUGAUGAAGAUCAGAGACCACAGCCUUCAGUAUGGAUUACAACUCAGCAUAAAACGAAAAUCCUCACAACUGGCCCAAUAAGCAGCAUCAUGAUGGAGAAAAGAUUGAGGUUGUCAAGGAUUUCAUUUUACUUGAAUCCACAAUAAGCACCCAUGGAAGCAGCAGUCAAGAAAUCAAGACACAUUGCUUUGGGCAAAUCUGCUGCAAAAGACCUCUCUCUUUAAAGUGUUGAAAAGCAAAGAUGUUACCUUGAGGGCUAAGGUGCACCUGAUCCAAGCCAUGGUGUUUUCAGUAGCCUCAUAUGCAUGUGAAAGCUGGACAACAAAUAAGAAAGACUGAAGAAGAAUUGAUGCCUUUGAAUUGUGGUGUUGGUGAAGAAUAUUGAAUAUACCAAGGACUGCCAAAAGAACAAACAAAUCUGUCUUAGAGGAAGUACAACCAGAAUGCUCCUUAGAAGCAAAGGUGGCAAGACUACAUCUCACAUACUUUGGACAUGUUAUCAGGAGGGAUCAGUCACUGGAGAAGGACAUCAUGCUUGGUAAAGUAGAGGGUCAGUGAAAAAGAUGAAGACCCUCGAUGAGAUGGAUUGACACCGUGGUUGCCACAAUGGGCACAAGCAUAGCAACAAUUGUGAGGAUGGCGCAGGACCAGGCAGUGUUUUGUUCUUUUGUGCAUAGGGUUGCUAUGAGUCGAAAUUGACUCGACGGCACUUAACAACAGCAACAUUGCUCUUCACUUCUGCAGGUGGACCCAGUUUCUACAGAUUUCUUUUUCAUGAUCUGUGUAAAUGCAGAUUUGGCCCUUGCCAUUAACUGCCUGGCAUCACAACGGGGAGCUACGUCCAGUUUUUUGGCUAUCUUCGUAUCCUUAGUGUAAUGUUGGGAGAUGAGGGAGAUGCCAACAACACAGGGACAGGAAAGCCUAGGCCAAGUAGAAUCUCUGAGAAUGCCACUGAUGGUUUGACCAGAGAUGGGGUAAAAGCAGUGCAAAUUUGCAAUCAUGUUUUCACUGACACUUAGAGAAUGUUUUGGUGUCUAACAGCCUAUGGAAGCAUGUCUCUAAAUUUCUGUUUUUGAAAUUAGUCUUAAAAAUGCCCAAAGAAGGUAGACACUGGAGAAUAACCUUCUCCGAGAUUACCUUGUUCCACAGAGACUGAAGGCAGUAUGUACCUCUUUGGAUUCUGUUUAUAAAUACUAAAACUUGAAUGAGAAAUGGUCCUUUGCCCUGAAGAACUUAGUCUAAUGGGAGGGAGUUAUUACAGAAAUAGUUCAUUUUGUCAUAAUCAGGUAGAGGUUGUAGGGUUCUGUGGAAGGAGAGAGGGUACUUAACCCGACCUGUGGGUUUAGGGUGAGCUUCCUGUCAACCCACGGGAGCCUGUAGUCCUAUUUCUGGAGCCAGUGAGCACCAACAGGGCCCUACCAGAAGACUGCACUGGAGUUUCUCAUCUGCACUGUCUCCACAGACUUAAGUCUUCCAGUCAAGUAAAACAGAAUAGUGGGAAAGCUAGAUGGUGUGUACAGGGAACUCUAAGCAGUUUGGUCUUAUAACUAGAAUAUUAUGUACUGGCAGAAGAAGAAAAUAGGUUUCUCAUAGUCCCAAUUCUGUUUGGUAGUAGCUGUUUAGGACACUGUUGAGGAGUCUCAGGGUUCAGUGGAAAAGAGAAUAUCUUCUAGUAAAGUCUGUUGUAGGCAUGGGUUUAGAAAGAACAAUUUGGAGACUGGGUUUGGAAAGAUGGGGAAGGAGGAGAAAUCUAGAGGUUUCUGACUUGAGUGACUGGGUAGACGGUGGGAGGUGAUCUGUCAACUUUUAUUUGUCUGUAGAUAUAGACAGAAAACAGAUUGAGAUUUGAGUUGGAAACUAGGUGAUCGUUUGAAUGAGGCAUGGGCAGAAGAUAGCCUAUCA